GUUUCUGACGCCCCCUGUUAAGGCCAGGACAUGUGCACAUAAUCUGUGAAGAUGAUGUGAGCCGUGUCUUUCGACAACAAAGGAUAAGGAAAGCACAGGGCACAGAUGGCAUUUCACCUGCAUGUCUUAGAUUCUGUGCUAACCAGCUGGCCCCCAUCUUCACACAGAUCUUCAACAGAUCACUGGAGCAGUGUGAAGUCCCAUGCUGCUUCAAACGUUCCACUAUCAUCCCCAUCCCAAAGAAACCAAAAAUCACAGGACUUAAUGACUACAGACCUGUCGCCCUGACGUCUGUGGUCACUGGACCCUUUCUAGAUUCCCUUCAAUUUGCUUAUUGAGCAAACAGGUCUGUGGAGGAUGCAGUCAACAUGGGAUUGCAUCAUAUCCUGCAACAUCUGGACAGACUAGGGACAUAUGCAAGGAUCUCUGUUCCCAUGUCUAUCUGUCAGUGAAUUACCAGCUUUCUGACAGACAGGCAGCAGCUUGUGAGACAGGGGAAACUCACUUCUAGCACCUGUACAAUCAGCACAGGUGCCCCCCAGGGGUGUGUGCUCUCCCCACUACUCUUCUCCCUCUACACCAACGACUGCAUCAUGAAGGACCCCUCUGUCAAGCUCCUGAAGUUUGCAGACGACACCACUGUCAUCUGCCUCAUUCAAGAUGACGAUGAGUCUGCAUACAGAAGGGAGGUUAAACAGCUGGCUGUCUGGUGCAGUCAAAAUAACCUUGAACUGAACACACUCAAAACGGUGGAGAUGAUUGUGGACUUUAGGAGGAACACCCCAACACUGACCCCCCUCACCAAUCUAAACAGCACUGUGGCAGCAGUGGAGUCAUACAGGUUCCUGGGCACUACCAUCUCACAGGACCUGAAGUGGGAGACCCACAUUGACUCCAUUGUGAAAAAGGCCCAGCAGAGGUUGUACUUCCUUCACCAGCUGAGGAAAUUCAACCUGCCACAGGCACUGCUGAUACAGUUCUACUCCGCAGUCAUUGAGUCUGUCCUCUGCACUUCAGUAACUGUCUGGUUUGGUUCAGCUACGAAAUCAGACAUCAGAAAACUACAAAGGACAGUUCGGACUGCUGAGAGGAUUAUUGGUUGCCCCCUGCCCCCCCUUCAAGAACUAUACACUUCCAGAUUGAGGAAAAAGGCUGGAAAAAUCACUUUGGACCCCACUCACCCUGCCUAUUACCUUUUUGACUGUUGCCUUCUGGCCUUCAAAGCUCUGAGCACCAGAACUGUCAGGCACAGGAACAGUUUUUCCCUCAGGCUAUCCAUCUCAUGAACAGUUAAAUUGCCCCACUGAGCAAUAACUAUGUGCAAUACACAGUUUAGUCUUUCUUAUAUUUAUCCAACCUCUUCUGCCAUUUCAUUCCUCUGGAGAAAAAAAAAAAAAAUGUGCAUUGUACAUAACAGAUUUGUAUUUACACUGUACAUAACAGAUUGUAUUAGAUUUGCACUACCCAUGUGUAUGUGUAUGUAUGUAUGUGUGUGUCUGUACGUAUGUGUAUAAUUUUUUUUUAUUUUUCAUUAUUAUCUAUGUCUUGCUGCUGUUUUUGUAUUGUUUUUGUAUUGUUGUACACUGGAAGCUCCUGUCACCAAGACAAAUUCCUUGUAUGUGUAAGCAUACUUGGCAAUAAAGCUGA
This is a messenger RNA of Myxocyprinus asiaticus (Chinese sucker), 1647 nucleotides long. RefSeq lists its product as uncharacterized. Lineage: Eukaryota; Metazoa; Chordata; Actinopteri; Cypriniformes; Catostomidae. The record is from RefSeq and is a predicted model, not a curated record. The transcript has 2 exons. Gene Ontology annotation, molecular function: 2-oxoglutarate-dependent dioxygenase activity; methyltransferase activity. The coding region runs from base 594 to 1286 and encodes 230 amino acids.